Messenger RNA from Camelina sativa (false flax), 998 nucleotides. RefSeq lists its product as uncharacterized. The record is from RefSeq and is a predicted model, not a curated record. NCBI's taxonomy places the organism in Eukaryota, Viridiplantae, Streptophyta, Magnoliopsida, Brassicales, Brassicaceae.
CUCUCUCUCUUUCUUCCUUUAUAAACCCUUCACAUAUCUUCUCCUUAGCUCAUAAGUAAUCAAACUCCAAAAAAAAAGAGAGAUAAUAAUACAAAUCUCUCUUUCUCUUUCUAAAGAUCGAUAUGGAUCAGAACGUACCAAUAAGCAAGAAGCUAUGGAACAUCGUACGUUUUCUUUUGUACAUGAUCCGCAAAGGUGUCUCGAAACACAAACUCAUCGCCGACUUUAACGCCACUCUCAAACGGGGCAAGAACCUCAUGUUCCACCACCGUCGUCGUGUCCCCGCCGCUUCCACCUCCUCAGACGCUUUAAACGCUGCUUCAGCCACCGCGAUAUCUCGACAAGAAUACGAGUUCAGCUGCAGCAACACUCCGAACUAUUCUUUCCCUUUCCCCAAUAUGGCUUUCAUAAAGAAAAAGAGUCAUAAUAGUCUCUUCACGUGUGGUCAAACGCCUCAGACGCUCGACGACGACUCAGCCGCAGCUAGAGCCGUUCUUGAGCUUCUUAACGGCGUUGGUGACAAAGGAAACGUCACGCCGGGAGAUUUAACAGUGGCCUUGUCUCCUUACUUCCCCGGGUUUGGACGGACUCCGUUGGUGAGACCGUUGAGAGUAACGGACUCACCGUUCCCGUUAACGCCGGAAAAUGGUGACGUGGGUAACAGACACGUCGACAAAGCGGCUGAUGAUUUUAUAAAAAAGUUUUAUAAGAACUUGAGUCAGCAGAAAAAGAUGAUUGAGUUCAGCUAAAUAUUUAACUCUGAACAGUGUGUUUCUUCAUAUUUAUCUUGUUCCUUAAAUAUUUUUUUUACUCCUUUUUUUUUUGUCUUUGCUGAUUAAAUUCCAAAGACGUGUUUAACAAAAAAAAAAAAAACAGUUCCAAAGAUGUAAUAUUAUUUUUGGGGGGUUUAAUUUCGCGUUUCUUAAUACAAUUGGAUAUCAUGAAUAAAUAAAAAUUACCUUGGGUUUUAUUAGUAAGAUCUUUGGAAAAUAUGUAGU